Messenger RNA from Daldinia caldariorum, 2901 nucleotides. RefSeq names its product small oligopeptide transporter. The coding region runs from base 242 to 2764 and encodes 840 amino acids. The transcript has 9 exons. Gene Ontology annotation, biological process: transmembrane transport. The record is from RefSeq and is a predicted model, not a curated record. Gene Ontology annotation, molecular function: oligopeptide transmembrane transporter activity. Lineage: Eukaryota; Fungi; Ascomycota; Sordariomycetes; Xylariales; Hypoxylaceae.
CUCAACCAUCUUAGUAUUUAUUUGCUUUAUCUUUCCGACGAUGUCUUCUUAGAGGCCACCAGUUUAUGGCUUGCCAAUCUCUUUUAGCAAAAGCGGAUACUCCGUGUUGACUAGAAUUCAGGGGUAGUAUCCCCAGUGAUACCUUAUACGGUAUCGAUAUCCCUUCGAAUUAGGAGAUCAAAACGUAUCAUUUCAGGUUUAAGAGCCAAUUCGCUAUAAAGCCAUCUUGCUGUCUUGCAAAAUGGGUCGCACCCACUCUUCAGUACCGUCUGGAACGGCCAAUAGAGACAGGAUGAAAGAAGAUGAUCGCAACUCGGAGUACGGUUCUGAUCUAGAUGAGAUUUCCGGUGAAAUAAGGCAUCGAACGAGAAGAUCUGAGGAGCGUCCUCAUAGAACCCCCGGAAAUGGCGCUGCUAGUGGCGUAAAACACCACGACUCUGAAUGGACCGAGUCUAGUGACCGGAACGAUAACGAUUACGAGGAGGGUGAGGAGUAUGAACACCUGCUGGACCCCAACCUUCCGGAUGAAGAGACUAUUGAGCUGCACCGACUGGACUCUGGAAGUCUAGCUUCGUUUGAUGAUGAAAACGCCUCCAAAGCAGGCGAAGAGAACUCGCCCUAUGAAGAGGUCCGAGCCGCUGUGCGCAACUACGACGAAGAUCUUCCAUGCAAUACGCUUCGAGCCUGGACAAUUGGGUUGACAUUGGUUCUUAUCGGUGCAUCGACGAAUACCCUCUUUUCAUUGAGACAGCCCUCAAUCGGCCUGGGUCCUCUGAUCGCCCAAAUUAUUGCUUGGCCACUUGGUCGUGCUUGGGAGAGAGUGGUACCUGAUCGGCGAAUAAGGAUAUUUGGCCUAGGAUGCGACCUGAAUCCGGGACCCUUCAACAUUAAAGAACACUCGAUCAUUGUUGUUAUGGCGUCCGUAUCCUUCUCCGUAGCCUAUGCUACCGAUAUUAUUCUCGCGCAGCUGGUGUUCUACAAGCAAAAUUUCGGCAUAAUAUUUCAACUUGUGUUGACCAUCUCGACGCAGUCUCUUGGGUAUGGAAUUGCGGGCAUGAUGCGGAAGUUUCUAGUAUACCCUGCCUCUAUGAUCUGGCCUGGUAAUUUAGUUGCUGUUGCUCUAAUGAAUGCGAUGUAUGAGAAACAUCAGGCGCCUGACCCAUCCAUUAUUGGCGGGCGUAUGCCAAGAUAUACAUGGUUUGGUCUGGUAACUGUAGCCUCUGCCCUAUACUAUUUAAUUCCUGGAUACUUCGCUCAGUUCUUGAGCGUCUUUGCUUUCGCAACGUGGAUGGCUCCUCAAAACCCAGUAGUGAACCAGCUGUUCGGUGGCACAACCGGAUUGUCUCUGUUACCGAUUACUUUCGACUGGACACAGAUCUCGGGAUAUAUAGGCUCACCUCUUGUCUUCCCAUGGCAUGCCAUUGCAAAUACUACAAUUGGUGUCGUGCUGUUUUAUAUCAUUCUAGCUACACUUUUCCAUUACACCGGCGUAUGGUACGCUCCAUUCUUGCCGAUGAGCGAUUCCUCUACGUAUGACAAUACCGGCGCUAGGUAUAACGUGUCGAAAAUAUUAACUCCACAGGUUACCUUGGAUGAAGAAGCGUAUAAGGCCUAUUCACCUAUAUUUAUCAGUACCACUUUUGCAUUGUCCUACGGGCUAUCUUUUGCUGCUAUUACUGCCUUGAUAGUAUACACCUAUAUACAUCAUAGCCAAGCUAUCUGGGAUCGAUACAAGAAUAGUACUAGUGAGAAACCUGACAUACACAUGAAGCUUAUGCAGAAGUAUAAAGAGGCGCCAUCGUGGUGGUAUUUUUCCUUGUUCGUGAUUGUGCUUGCUCUGGCCUUCGUUUCAGUCCUAGCGUACCCGACCAAUUUGACUUGGUGGGCUUUUCUACUCGCUGUGGGAAUCUCGUUCGCUUUUUCGUUACCAAUCGGCAUUAUACAGGCUGUCACAAACCACCAGAUUGGGUUAAAUGUCUUAACCGAGUUCGUCUACGGUUACAUUCAACCCGGACGUCCUCUAGCUCUUAUGCUAUUCAAAACAUAUGGUUUUAUCACAAUGGCACAAGCCUUGAACUUCAUCUCUGAUCUAAAAUUCGGCCACUACAUGAAGAUCCCCCCACGAACCAUGUUCAUGGCUCAAGUCGUUGCCACUACGUUUUCAUGUUUUAUCCAGGUUGCCGUACUUAAUUUCGCCCUUAACAAUAUUGGAGGGGUGUGUGAAUUGACACAACCGCAACGCUUCACAUGUCCUGGAGGCCGCGUGUUCUUCUCAGCGUCCGUAAUCUGGGGCCUCAUUGGACCCUCUCGCGUGUUCUCCCCAGGCCAGAUAUACUCAGGUCUCCUGACGUUCUUCGUCAUUGGCGCUGCCGCACCUGUGAUUUUCUGGUUUGCAGCACGCCGGUGGCCAAGGUCCGGCGCCAAAUAUCUAAUGGCGCCACUGAUUUUUGGUGGUGCUGGUUCGAUCCCACCGGCUACGCCCCUUAACUACCUGUCUUGGGGAGUCGUCGGCUACUUGUUCCAGCACGUAAUCAAGAAGCGCCAUUUCCGUUGGUGGAGUCGCCUCAACUACCUCACGUCCGCUGGACUCGAUCUCGGGCUCGCGCUCGGAACGCUGGUCAUAUUCUUCGUGUUUACUCUCAACCAGAUCGAAGCUCCGCGAUGGUGGGGUAACGAUGUGGUGACGGGCACGAUGGAUUACCAGGGCGAGGCUAUCCAGGUCGUGUUGCCACCGGGCGAGACCUUUGGGCCAAAGGUCUGGUAGGCCUGUGAAUAUAUGAUCUUAACUAGAUUACCUAGGUAAAAUACUAUCUUAUGCCUGUGCAUUUUCGGGGAGUUGCGAAUCAAAUCCGUGCUUGCACAAUAUGUAACGGCGCGCUUAUCAUCCUUCAGCUUACUAUA